This is a messenger RNA of Delphinapterus leucas (beluga whale), 1218 nucleotides long. The record is from RefSeq and is a predicted model, not a curated record. Lineage: Eukaryota; Metazoa; Chordata; Mammalia; Artiodactyla; Monodontidae.
CAUUAACUCUUCAUUCUUACUGAAAACAAGUUAAAUACUGAUCUCUACUAUAUUUUUUCUAGAGUCCCUUAGACAUGACAGAAUUUUCAGAGCUAUUCUCCAGUAGCUCAGCAGGGUGAAGAUUUUUGCCCUGCUGCCCAGGCACUUUUGGAGUCAGAGAGUGCUGAGAUUGACCUCAGAGACUUCCUUCAGGUGAUAGAUCGGAGGCACCAGGGACAGGUCCAGUCAGACCUCCCCCCUGGUGGGGUUCAUUCUCCUGGGCCUCUCAGCCCACCCAAGGCUGGAGAAAACGUUCUUUGUGCUCAUCCUGCUCAUGUAUCUGGUGACCCUGCUGGGCAACGGGGUCCUCAUCCUGGUGACCAUCCUGGACUCCCGCCUACACAAGCCCAUGUACUUCUUCCUGAGGAACCUCUCCUUCCUGGACAUCUGCUACACAACCUCCUCAGUCCCUCUCAUCCUUGACAGCUUCUUGACCCCCAGAAAAACCGUCUCUUACUCAACAUGUUUUGGGCAAAUGUUUCUCUCCUUUACCAUGGGAGCCACAGAGUGUGUGCUUCUGGGCAUGAUGGCGUUUGAUCGCUAUAUGGCCAUCUGCAACCCCCUGAGGUACCCCAUGGUCAUGAGCAAGGCUGCCUACGUGCCCAUGGCUGCUGGCUCCUGGGCAGCUGGUAUCACCAACUCUGUAGUUCAGACAUCCCAGGCUGUGAAGCUGCCCUUCUGUGGGGACAAUGUCAUCAACCACUUCACCUGUGAGAUCCUGGCUGUCCUGAAGUUGGCCUGUGCUGACAUCUCCAUCAAUGUGAUCAGCAUGGUUGUGGCCAAUGUGAUCUUCCUGGGCAUCCCAGUUCUGUUCAUCUUUUUCUCCUGUGUGUUCAUCAUCGCUACCAUCCUGAGGAUCCCCUCAGCAGAGGGGAGGAAAAAGGCCUUCUCCACCUGCUCUGCCCACCUCACAGUUGUGCUUAUCUUCUAUGGGACCAUCCUCUUCAUGUAUGGGAAGUCCGAAUCCAAGGACCCCCUGGGGGCAGACAAACAGGACCUUGCAGACAAGCUCACCUCCCUCUUCUAUGGGGUGGUGACCCCCAUGUUCACCCCAUCAUCUACAGCCUGAGGAACAAGGGUGUGCAGGCUGCUGUGAGGGACCUGGUUCAUGAGAAACGCCUAACUGAGUGACCGUCACAGAUUCUCAGACUGCCAGAGUGCAAGGCCUCCAAACUCCUC